CCUUCCUGUCUAACCAGGAGACUAGAAGCAGAGAGAAGGGCGGACAGAGUUCAAUCUUCAGAUUAUCAAAGCACGAUUUUAGCAGUUUUGUGAUGCUCUUGCAACAACUGGGGAUCAUCUUUGAACAAUUUGGUAUCAGGAUCACCAAAUACCAUAAAAGCAUUGGACAAAGUGAUUGUAACCUCAGUGGAGACCUCUACACCUUUCUGAUGAGCCUCUGCACAGCCUGAGAGACACAUGGAUGCUUUUGAGGGAAUUCACAGCGUCCAUAUUUCCUCAUCUCCCCCGUCUUCAGCCAGUCCAGGAUACGAAGUCCUCAGAGCAGGGAGAUCUGGAAUAGCAGUGUAUUCCUCUGCAGUGUUCUUUGGCACACCUGAUGCCCCGGCCGCCAGACACAGGUACAGCAGGGACACCGAGGAGCAGGGCUGCAUCGUUGGACGGUUGGUAGAUCUGGAUCCAGAGCCUAAGUCCAGAGUGGAGGGAGGAGGCCAGGCUGGGCCCACCUCAGGCCGGGGCCAUGGCGACCUCUCCCGGCUUCGUGGCUCCUCGCUGGAGAUCAAAGAAAAAGAAAUUAGAGAAAAGGGCUCGGAGAUCCUCAGGGAUCAGCUGGACGCUGCAAAGAAGGAACUGAAACUAAAGGACAAGGAGUGUGAGCGUCUGUCGCAGGUCAGGAUUCAACUGGAGCAGGAGCUGGAGGAGCUGACUGCCAGUCUGUUUGAAGAGGCUCACAAGAUGGUGAACGAAGCUAACGUCAAACAAGCAGCAGCAGAGAAACAACUGCGAGAGGCUCAGGGAAAGAUCGAUGUUCUGCAAGCGGAGGUGACGGCGCUCAAGACUCUGGUGCUGACGUCAACGCCUUCUUCCCCAAACCGCCAGCUGCAUCCACAGCUGCAGCCGCCAGGAGCCAGGGGAGCGUACAAGCACGCCGGGGGCCACGUCCGCAAUAAGAGCGCGAGCGGGGCCUUUCCAUCUAUACCUGGAAAACCAGAACCUUCCUCGGUUUCCGUUGAGCCUGCGACCAAAGAGAUCGACUCUGUUCUGUAUGCAGAGUUUUUGCUGUGGAAGGAGAAUCCAAGCGUAGAGCGCUCCUCGGUCUUCUUGAGUCGCAUCUACAGAGAAGACAUCGGACCCUGCCUCUCCUUCACAAGAGCUGAGCUGUCGCAGCUGGUGCAGAGUGCAGUGGAAAACAACUCUUUGACUAUCGAGCCUGUGGCCAUGUCAGCGCUACCGAUGGUCAAAGCCUCCGCUAUCGAGUGUGGCGGCCCGAAUGGCUUUAGAGCAGGGAUAGAGACAAAAUGUGCAUUAAGCGGCAUGUCGCGCCUCUGCCGACAUCGCAUUAAACUCGGGGACAAGGGGAGCUACUAUUACAUCUCUCCGUCCAGCCGAGCACGGAUCACAGCUGUUUGCAAUUUCUUUACUUAUAUCCGCUACAUCCAGCAGGGCCUGGUGAGACACGAUGCGGAGCAGAUGUUCUGGGAGGUGAUGCGUCUCCGCAGAGAGAUGACUGUGGCCAAGUUAGGGUUUUACCUCACUGACCAGGGCUAGAGGACCCGACCGUCCAGCGACGCACCCGAAAGGACGGCGCAUUGCAGGACCUUGAUUAUUCGAGGUCAGGGUUAAACUGUGGUAACGAACAGUUCUGAGAUCAGGUUUUGUUGCUCAGCAUUAGUGCUGCAGCUUCAGAGGUUGAGCAACAAGGGAAGUGUAAACAUGUUCAUGUGCCACUUUUAUGCAAUAUGGCAGCGUUAAACCAGCACAGCUAGAAAGAAGUAAAAGAACACGACUUUAACGUAUUCCCAGAUAUGUAAAAUAUAUGUUCUGUUAUACUGCAGGCCUCCAGUAAUUCUCUCCACCGGUGAGGAGAAUUGUUACUUUUUCUGUACUUCCACGGUGGAGAAUACACAAUUUCUCAUGUUAAUACAAAUAAACUCUGUUUCACGUGAGUCUCAUGAAAAGAUGAGCACAACGAAUGAAAGCAGUGUGUAGAGGGUUGAGUUAGUCUCUUACCUCAAGUAUUACAUACGUUUAUAUAACCAUGUAAUGUAAUCUUUCUCCUGUGAGAUUGACAAUGUCCAAGUGGUUUCCACAAAACAAUUAUUUGGGUUGUUUUCUUUAUUACAUAAAUAUAAUGCUCACAAGCAUCUUAGUUACUUUCGGGUUAUUGGCUCAAACACCGCAGACCUUUUGUCUCAGCAUGGCCUUAAUUUUGUUGCCGCACUACUUGUUCUAGAUGCCUUGUAUGAACACAUAAAUGAAAUGGCUUCAUGUCAGCCUCACCUGAACUUCAUAAUCAAAAAAUAAUGUUAAUGACUUAGUUAUGACACAUCCACGCUCAAAAUAGUGACUUUUACUAUAUAGUCAGAAAAUGAAGAACACGAUUGCAAUAUGCACAACUGUAGUUUUGCACGUUUGCAAUGAAAAGUAUGUACAUGUAAAAGCCAUAAAUUACUUUGCAUGAAUGUAGUACAUAGCCAUACUAUACAGUGUAUAUUGUUUGUACUUCAUAGUAUAGAUUUAUUAUUUGUAUUAAUGUCCAAUUUUUGCAGAAAACGAAAAAAAAUGAAGAUUAUUGUGUCAAAGUGCAAUAACUGCUUCUUAGCCUUCUUUAGGGCUUUGAUGUUCGUACCCUCAGUGUAUUGAUAAUUAAAACACGCCAUUAAAGAUGAGGCAUUGGAGCCUCACUACA
Messenger RNA from Cyclopterus lumpus (lumpfish), 2686 nucleotides. It is a transcript of the gene rab3il1, whose product is annotated as RAB3A interacting protein (rabin3)-like 1. Gene Ontology annotation, cellular component: Golgi to plasma membrane transport vesicle. The transcript is spliced from 12 exons. The record is from RefSeq and is a predicted model, not a curated record. The coding region runs from base 238 to 1545 and encodes 435 amino acids. Gene Ontology annotation, biological process: exocytosis. Gene Ontology annotation, molecular function: guanyl-nucleotide exchange factor activity. Lineage: Eukaryota; Metazoa; Chordata; Actinopteri; Perciformes; Cyclopteridae.